This is a messenger RNA of Cylindrotheca closterium, 2547 nucleotides long. NCBI's taxonomy places the organism in Eukaryota, Bacillariophyta, Bacillariophyceae, Bacillariales, Bacillariaceae. The record is from the annotation of a GenBank genome assembly.
AUGAUGAAGAAGAUGACGAUGAUGAUGAUGCUACGAUUUGUGGCAUAUAUAGAGUUCGUAUGCCUUGCUCUAUUGGUGAUUGGAGGAAUGCAUUUAGUUUCUUGUCAACCACCAGGAAGCAAAUUGACAAUCAAGAGCCCAGUGGUACUGGCGAAAGAACUUGAUCAUAGAGAUUCGCUCUUUGGACAGCUCCCAUAUGGCACAUCUAUUGAAGAAAAAAUAUUCUACGCAGACAAUAAGCUCUGUGACCCCACGUUCGAUGCAUCGAAAAAUGGAUUUCCGAAACGAGAAGUGACCCAAGAUGGCAAAAUGCAGCCUUUCGCAUCUACUUUCAUUCUCCUGGUUGACCGUGGGGGAUGCACUUUUGUAGCGAAGAUUCGUAACGCCCAAAGACUUGGAGCUGUAGCAGCAAUAAUUGCUGAUAAUAGCUGCUUAUGCUCAGAUGCCGAAUGUGUUGCUGGAGACGGAAUUUGCGAAACGGCAGAACCAAUCAUGGCCGAUGAUGGCUCGGGAGCCGACAUUUCGAUCCCAUCCAUGUUAAUCUUCAAAACUGAUGCUGAUGCUUUGAUUCGUCACCUCAAGAACAAUACAAACGUUGUCAUGGAAAUGAGCUAUGAAUUGCCAUCGCCUGAUGAUCGGGUGGAAUAUGAUAUUUUCACGGUUCCAACAGACGGCGUAAGCAAGGCAUUCCUAACAACCUGGAAAGCAAUGGCCAAGGCGCUGGGGACGAGGGCAUAUUUUAAACCACACAUGUACAUCUAUGAUGGCGUUAGAACUCACUGCACGGGGACCGAUGGACAGUCGCUGUGUUUCAAUCUAUGUACCAACGCCGGGAGAUACUGUGCAACCGAUCCGGACAACGACUUGGAGAAAGGAAUAUCGGGUGCUGAUGUCGUGACGGAAAGUCUCCGACGAAUUUGUAUUUGGCGCAUAUAUGGAGAAGGAGAUGGCAUUGGAGAGGCAUGGUGGGAUUACAUCAACGAGUUUGAACGCCGUUGUAGCCCAGCAGAUUAUUUUGCAAACGAGGAAUGUAUAAAGGAUGCCUACACUUAUGCUGGUGUGGAUGGAGACGUCAUCGUUCGGUGUAUGCUGGAUUCGGGUGGGUUGGACACUGAUGGUUCCAACUCGUUUCUAGAUCAGGCAAUCGCGGAUCAGGCUACAAUGGGGGUUGUCGUAAUUCCAACCGUGUUUGUAAAUACUGUGGCACUUCGAGGAACCAUGAGUUCCGAGGCUGUGUUUGGAGCGAUCUGCAGCGGUUUUGCGGAAGGCUCAGCUCCGGAAGUCUGUGCCAAAUGCAUGUCUUGUCCGUGGGACCUUGCUACGUGUGUAGAAACAAAUGCAUGCGUAUCGGAGCCCGACGAUACCAAUGAGGCUUUAAUGAUCCAUGGCGAUGACCCUAUGCUACUUGGUCUUGGUAUGCUUUCGGGACUACUGGAAUCCUUUGGCGGAUCUGAAAUAUGUGGCUUGAAUUUCGAGGAGAUAGCAGAAGCGUCCAAUGGUGGCAAUGCUGAUAUACUCGACUCUCUUCAACUCGACGAGCAGUGUGAUACAUCGCAAGAAGAACAAUUCCUCGGCACCUUGGAAACUUUUGAAACUUGUGCUGGUUGGGAUAUCAAAGAGGUUAUAGAGACACUGCCGAGUGCGUUGGUCGGUUCGGCCAUGCGAUGUGCAAUGAAGGCAAUGUCAUUAAAGGAUGACGAAGCAUUCGCUGAGACCAUUGCGACAGAAUGUGCGGGAGUUGUUCUGGCCGAUAAUCCACUUGGAAAUGCCCUCAAGCGAAUCCUUUUGGAACCCGAGAAGAACUGCCUGUGUAUGGGUGAAUUGUCAGAACUUCCAGAGUGCGAGCUGGAUGUCUGGCCGAUUCCAGUCUUCGGCUCUGGGUUGAAAACAUGGUCUUGCCUUUUGACUAAUCUUGGUUGUGGUUUUCUGGUCCCAAUUUGCGAGUCAGAGCUGACCGCCCUUGAUACUUGUUUGCCACUGAGCGAUGACGCUGAAAACUUAUGUGAAGCACCGGCAACAUGUGAAGACUCUAUGCUCCUUUCACUUCCACAAUCGCUAGCAGGAAUGCCGAUCCCCGACUCUUGCCGUCAAACAAAUCAGAACCGAAUGAAGGGAGCCACUUCCAAUGUCGUCGCUCGUUAUAAUUUCUUUGUGGAAAAGUGUGUCGACGAUGUCGGUUUCUGGGAUCUUCCUGCACCUUCAUCCAAUUACGUCGACCAAUCAUUUUCUUCUGAUAAAGUUGGCGAUAAGGACAUUUCGAAGCCAGCAGAAGAACAGAGCGCUAGCACCGAGAAGUAUAACGAGGAACUCGAAGAGAAGCAAGGAGAUUUGUCCCAAAGCGAAACCAGCAUCACUGAAGAAGUGACGACUCCCGAAUCCACAUCACCGUCUAGCUUUCUGACUGGCCUUAUCACUGGUUGCAUUGUUACCGCAGUGGUAGCCAUCUCUGUCGUAUUGUACCACAAAAAGUCAAGCAAUAAGAAGACCGGCCCACAAGGAGGAGGCAAUGACAAGAGAGGUUUGUACACAUCGAUCGAAAUGACAUGA